Cloeon dipterum is the source of this 1445-nucleotide messenger RNA. RefSeq lists its product as uncharacterized. The record is from RefSeq and is a predicted model, not a curated record. NCBI's taxonomy places the organism in Eukaryota, Metazoa, Arthropoda, Insecta, Ephemeroptera, Baetidae. Bases 412 to 1179 code for a protein of 255 amino acids. The transcript is spliced from 7 exons.
UAGCCAAUGAAAUCACCAGGGUGCCAGUCAGUCACGCAGUCACGCCGCGCCGCUAGGCUAAGGUUCAGAUCAGAAUUCCUGAGUUCCCGGAUAAUGUUGAUGGACAUCAUAUUAUCUACAGCGUUAUUCUACGGGGCCUAAAAUCAGUACUCUGUACCGGGAGAUGUUAUUCACCAGGAUAUGACCUGCACCUUUUCCUCGCACAACUAGCCACACAACUUGCCGCUUCGCAAACUAACUUUAAGAAACAAUUUCAUGGAAUCCUCUCAGGUUACUAGAGAGUUAAACGCAUAUCAGGGAAUGACGAGGGAUAUUUGAACGUUCACGCACGCACUCAUCGCUUUGCAACUCGGCCUGUCGCCUACCAAACACCAGUUCGCGCUCGUUGUUGUCUGAGUAGCGCUUACUGAUAUGCAUAAUUGCUACCCAAGCGCGAGGGGGACUCAGGGCGCGGAUGUAACUCACGCGCUGAGCAGUCCUAGCUCGGUAAACUCUGCUCAGAGCAACAACAACAACGUCGACGGUUUUCUUACACAAGCUCGGGGCAUGGCUGAUUUGAUUCGGUGUACGGCAAAAUAUUCCAUAAUCGAAUGUCACAAAUACCAAACGACGAUGAGCCCGGAGACGCCGCCGCCGUCGCCGCCCAACGAGCAGCAAACCGAGGCCAAGAUUGAGUACACGGACGCCAGCACCAUCAGGAUGAACAAAGACCGGCUGUACAAGCGGCGGCCGGCCUCCACCGAACUAGAUGACUCUCUGGUGCCGCCGGUCGAGUUCAGAGAACCUGUCGAUGUGAUAACAAAGGCGCCCUGCAUGCGCAACUCGAGUCUUGACGGACACGAGCUAGAAAGCUGGAACUGGGAUCGAGUUUCCUGCGGAACGGGAAUUUUUAUGUGGGAGCGGGAGUGGGAAUAUUACAUUCCACAAGAGGAAAAGCGGUUUUUUAAGAAGCGUCUUAUCACGAGUGCCUUGGAUGACGUGGACGCUAUAGGCUGUCCGGCGCAUGAGCUUGACGAGAGGUCAACUGGCGAGUCUGAUGCCCACUCAGCUGGCACUGCCAGCGCCAAGAGCAUGCACGGGCUGAUAGACAAGAAGUUUGAUGACGAUGAACCUCAAGGUGCGUUGUACAACAUGAUGAUCAGCUGCUGCACGUGUCUCGGUAUCUUCUGUUUCACAUAACUGAGUGUUAAACCGAGAAGGGAGACUCUUGACUGCACCUAUGCUAAUUCCUCUUACGCCUAGAGUACAUUUUACAAUGUCGGUUAAGUACAAGAAAGAUAUUUUAAUACUCUUCAAUUUUAAGGACGAUAUUAACAAUAAAAGCUUUCAUUCUUAAGGAAGUGGCUUUAUUAUUGAAAGGUCACUAGCAAGUUUGUAUAAGAAUCAGUACACUAAUUAAAAUGGAUGCAGUUUAUAUUUUAAUAAUAAAAUGACAUUAAAACUAA